Ustilaginoidea virens is the source of this 1944-nucleotide messenger RNA. RefSeq lists its product as uncharacterized. Gene Ontology annotation, cellular component: cytoplasm; actin filament; actin filament bundle. Gene Ontology annotation, biological process: actin filament network formation; actin filament bundle assembly. Gene Ontology annotation, molecular function: actin filament binding. Lineage: Eukaryota; Fungi; Ascomycota; Sordariomycetes; Hypocreales; Clavicipitaceae. The record is from RefSeq and is a predicted model, not a curated record. The transcript is spliced from 5 exons. The coding region runs from base 1 to 1944 and encodes 647 amino acids.
AUGAAUGUCCUCAAACUACAAAAGAAGUUUCCUCAACUUCCCCAAAACGAAAUCUUUUCCCUGUCCGACGCCUUUCAACGGCUUGAUGUAGACGACAAAGGGUACCUAGACGAGGCCACUACCAUCAAGGCCACCCAACAAAGCGAAAACCAGCCGUAUGACGUCGUGCGACAAGCCCUCAAGGAGGUUGAGCUAGACUCGUCGCGGCGUGUUGAGCUUGAAGACUAUGUUGGACUCAUCGCCAGAUUGCGAGACUCCUUGCCGGCUCAGAGGCGUGUCUCCACGGCUCCUGCCCCAGCCAGCCCCGGUGGUGUCGUGGCUCAGCGCACCGGGGGACAUGGCUCCAAAGGAAGUGUCAGCGGAAAGAUCCAUGUCCAGGGCUCCAGCGCAAACAUCACCCAUACCAUCAAUGAGGAUGAACGGACCGAGUUCACGCGCCACAUCAACGCCGUCUUGGCCGGCGAUGCUGACAUCGGAAACCGCCUGCCCUUCCCCACAGACACGUUUGAAAUGUUUGACGAAUGCAAGGACGGCUUGGUUCUGGCCAAGCUCAUCAACGACAGCGUGCCCGACACCAUCGACGAGCGGGUUCUCAAUGUUGCUGGACGAAAGACCAAGUCCCUAAACGCCUUCCAAAUGACUGAGAACAACAACAUCGUCAUAGAGUCCGCAAAGGGUAUUGGCUGCUCUGUUGUCAACAUUGGUGCCGGCGACAUCAUCGAAGUUCGUGAACACCUCAUCCUCGGCCUCAUCUGGCAGAUCAUACGGCGCGGUCUUUUGGGCAAGAUUGAUAUAAAGCUUCACCCUGAACUCUAUCGACUAUUGGACGAGGACGAGACGUUGGAACAGUUUCUGCGUCUUCCUCCGGAACAGAUUCUUCUUCGUUGGUUCAACUACCACCUCAAAGCUGCCAAUUGGCCUAGACGAGUCUCCAACUUUUCCGGCGAUGUGAAGGAUGGUGAAAACUACGCCGUCCUAAUAGCCCAGAUUGGUCCCGAGUACGGCUGCACCAGAAAGCCCCUGCAGACGCACGAUCUGCUCCAGCGCGCCGAGGAGGUCCUCCAGGAAGCAGACAAGCUCGGCUGCCGCAAGUUCCUGACCCCCAAGUCUCUGGUGGCCGGCAACCCCAAGCUCAACCUCGCAUUUGUCGCCAAUCUGUUCAACAAUCACCCUGCGCUGGACCCCAUCACCGAAGAGGAGAAGUUGCAAGUUGAAGACUUUGACGCCGAAGGCGAGCGCGAAGCGAGAGUCUUUACUCUCUGGCUCAACAGCUUGGACGUGCAGCCUGCUGUCGUCUCCUUCUUUGACGACUUGCGCGACGGCACCAUCCUCCUCCAGGCAUACGACAAGGUCAUCAAGGGUUCCGUCAACUGGCGUCACGCCAACAAGCUCCCCGCCCACGGCGGCGAAAUGAUGAGAUUCAAGGCCGUGGAAAACACGAAUUACGCCAUCGAGCUCGGCAAGCAGAACGGUUUCUCCCUCGUCGGUAUCCAGGGCGCCGACAUCACGGAUGGUCAGAGGACCCUGACCCUCGGUCUGGUAUGGCAGCUCAUGCGCAAAGACAUCACGGUAACUCUGUCGUCACUGGCGCAGAAGCUCGGCAAGCGAGAAAUGACGGACCUCGAAAUGGUCCGCUGGGCCAACGACAUGUCUCGAAAGGGCGGGCGCAAUUCGUCCAUUCGCUCGUUCAAGGAUCCUUCCAUUGGGUCCGGCAUCUUCCUGCUGGACGUGCUCAACGGCAUGAAGAGCAGCUAUGUCGACUACGAUAUCGUGACGCCCGGCACGACGGACGAGGAUGCAUACAUGAAUGCCAAGCUUAGCAUCAGCAUUGCUCGCAAGCUUGGCGCUACCAUCUGGCUCGUGCCAGAGGACAUUUGCCAGGUCCGCAGCCGUCUCGUCACCACUUUUAUCGGCUCUUUGAUGGCAACGCACGAAAAGAUGUGA